Messenger RNA from Acanthamoeba castellanii str. Neff, 1077 nucleotides. RefSeq lists its product as uncharacterized. The record is from RefSeq and is a predicted model, not a curated record. The coding region runs from base 1 to 1077 and encodes 358 amino acids. NCBI's taxonomy places the organism in Eukaryota, Discosea, Longamoebia, Acanthamoebidae. The transcript has 8 exons.
AUGACCGCGAUCGGGCCAGAGAUCAUCACAGCAGACAUCGAUCCAAGCGUGAUUCCUCCUCAGGAUGAAAGGGACAAGAAGCGGCGCAAGCACCACAAGAAGGACAAAAGGGACAAGAAGGAAAAGCGAGACAAGAAGGAGAAGAAGAAAGACAGGAAGUCUUCAUCUUCCUCCUCUUCAUCAUCAAAGAAGGACGAGAAGCGCAGGGAACUCGAAGAGCAAGCCAAGGCCUUCCUACAGAAGAACGCGUCGAUGGGCGAGGCGACGGCGGUGCUCACCGACAGCGACUACUUUGCGCGCCACGCCGAGUUCAGCCUCUGGCUGAAGGAGGCCAAGGGCCUCUUCUUCGAGGACCUCUCGGCCUCCAAGUCGCGCAAGAAGUUCGCCAAGUUCGUCGAGCUGUGGAACCGCGGCUCCUUGCCAGACAAGUUCUACAAGGGCAUAAGCACGCAGGAUCUGGAGCACAACACCCGCACGGGCUACCAGUGGGGCUUCACCAACAGGAUCGACGAGAAGGAGGCACUCACUCUCAGCUCCAUGCGCGAUGAGAUCUCCCGCGAGACGAACCGGCCCAAGGGCGCUCGACCGCCGCCGCGCCGGCCCGCCUCGACUUCCAUGGCCGCGCCUUCUCCGUCUACGCGCGGUCCAUCUGGUCCGGCCGUCAAGCACCCCGACGACGAAGAACUCGACGAUGAGGACAAGCGGCGGUAUGACCGGUUGAUGCGCAAGAAGCAGGAGAAGAGCGCACAAAGCUACAGGGAAGCCGUCAUGGCACAGGAGGAGCUGGUGCCCAAGGCCGACCCGGGCAGCAGAGAAGCGCGGCUCGAGAAGCAGAAGCAGAAGGGCGCCUACGCCAAGGGCCGCGAGGACUCGCCCGAGAUCAACGAAAGCGAUCUCAUGGGCGGCGGCGACUCCUUCAAGGACAGGCUGCGCCGGCAGCAGGAGUGGCGGUCGAAGAAGGACAGCGCGCGGUCGGAAGAGGCCCAGAAAAAGCUGGCCGCCCACCAGGCCAAGGAGGACGCCGUCAUGCAGCAGUUCCGCAACUUGCUCGCCCAGCGCGGACCACCACAGCUGUGA